Molecule: messenger RNA, 249 nt
Organism: Ogataea parapolymorpha DL-1
Lineage: Eukaryota; Fungi; Ascomycota; Pichiomycetes; Pichiales; Pichiaceae
Exons: 2
Coding region: 1-249 (82 amino acids)
Biological process (GO): negative regulation of ATP-dependent activity
Cellular component (GO): mitochondrion
Molecular function (GO): ATPase inhibitor activity
Source: RefSeq, a predicted model, not a curated record
AUGCUUUCCAGAAACGUCGCUUUUGCUUCCAGAACCAACAGAUUGGCUUUUGCCAGACUCUACUCGGAGGGUUCCACAGGCUCUACCCGCAGUGAUGGUUCCUCUGAUGCUUUCACCAAACGUGAAAAGGCCCAAGAGGAUUACUACAUUAAAAAGCACCAGGCUGAGCAAAUUGCUAAGCUCAGAGAGCAAUUGGCCAAGCAGAAGGAGCAACUCGACCACCUCGAGUCGUCUAUCAAGAAAGACUAA